AUGUACUCCGACAUCGUCAAAUACGCUGUUAGGCGUAACAUUUCAAGCUUACACGGUCCAUCGCAUCUUCCAGUUUUAAUAAUGUCUGGUAUCCAUGACAACAGAAGCAGUAGCGAUGACAGUGAUCCAGAGGAUGAGCUUGAUGCAUACCUUGGUCAGCUGGAGGAUUUAACAAUUGGCCUAGGUGAUACGUCACCUGUGAAAAAAAGAGAGAAAACAAGAAUAACAGAAAACUUAGCUGUUCAAAGUUUUAGAUUCUCAGUAAUAGGAGGCCCGGGAUCAGGUGAUGGAGAUGUCACUGAUUUAGAUGAUCUUCUUGGAGAACUCUGUGUGCUAGAAAACCAGCUGAGUACAACACAGCAUCAGCUUAAUAAAGACAUUAAUGAGCAUGAAAAUGUAACAAAGAAUGCAACAAAAGACCAUAGGUUGUCAGGAGAGGAUGACCUCACUGCAGCCUUAGCUGAGCUAAGUGGUCAGUUGGACUCAAAUGAAUCCCAGUUUCAAUCUUUGUUGGGUAGUGACUCAAUUGAAGAUGUAUCAGAUUCUCAUACAGACAUUACGGACAUAGCUAGUGCAAAGCCAAAGGAUAUUAGGGUAUCUGAGAUAUAUGAGGAAGACUUUGAAGCCGCCUUGGCAGAAACUACAAAUGUCACAAAGACAGGCACAACUAGUCAAUCAACAAACUUUGCUGACAAAGACCAUACUAGUCAAUCAAUCAAAAAUACUGAUGAUGAUUUCCCUACAUGCAGUGUUAAAGUCUCACAUGGGGACCAACCUUCUGGUCCAUUCUUGCCACAUGAACCUGACUCUGGAUUUAAUGAAGCAAGUUUUUCGUCAAAUAGACAGAAAACACCAGAUAAAGUUACCAGUAGUAACAAGGUGCUUGCAAGGAAGGAAAGUUUAGAGGAAUCUAGGACUAAGAUAUUACACAGAAUGCAAAGCAUGGAAGAAUCCCUUGAGCAAGAAACUGAACUCAGUGAAGAGCAAAGAGCUGCCAUUAUGAAAGCAGAGAAAAUACAGAUUGCAAUAGAGAAAAUAAAGGAGGCAAACAUUAGGAAGCUGUUUGCUAGGAUCUUUACUAUAGAUGGCAGCAGCAAGAGUAUUCUGGUAGAUGAGAGUAUGGAGGUUCAUACAGUGAUCUUACUGCUAUUUGAGAAGAAUCACCUUCAACCAAACAUCAACUGGGCUGUGAUAGAGAAGAUACCACAGUUAUAUAUGGAACGUGUAUUAGAGGAUGAUGAUAACCUGGUUGAUUGUUUAGCCAACUGGGUGAAAUCAGGCAAAAAUCAAUUGAAUUUUGAGCGGCGUGAUGAUAAAUAUGAUCUCUUCCAGAAACCAGAGAAUUAUCUUUGUGUUGGAUCUUCAUCACAAUGUGGAACAAGGAUGGCUGAGGAGAACAGGCAAGAACUCAUUCAGGAGUUUUUCUCUACUGAGGGAACAGGGAUGGGUGUACCUGAGAUUGCUGGACUGGUUUGGUUGAAAGCUAGUGGCAAGAAGUCCUGGAAGGAAGUUUACUGUGUCUUGAGAGCAUCUGGGUUAUAUUGCAACAUGAAGGGAAAGGCUUCAAAGUCUCCCAAAGAUUUGGUUUGUCUGCAGCAGCUUGACUUCGUUGACAUCUACUAUGGUGUUGGAUGGGUGAAAAAAUACAAGGCCCCCACUGAGUACUGCUUUGCACUCAAGCACCCCAAGAUUCAAAAGAAGGCAGAUAAGUACAUAAAAUACAUGUGUGUGGAAAACCAGGAAAUGUUACAGCAGUGGAUGACAGGAAUUCGAAUUGCAAAGCAUGGAAAGUUGCUCAUGGAGAAUCACAAUAGAAUGAAGGAUGCCAUUUUUACCUGGUACACUGAGGGGCCUCCUAAUAUCAACAGCACAAACCUAAUGCCACAGACCAUUCUACCCAAGAUCAACACCCAGGAUACUAAAAGAAAAUCACGCAUCAGAGAUUCUGGGAUCCAUGAGCCACCACAGAAAGAUCAUGACACACCUAAAAUACAGGGAGAAAGUAACAGAUUGUCUGUGGCCUCAUCAGUAAGUGGGUAUACAUCUAAAUCUGACAGUAGCACAGAUUCCGUGGUGCACACUGAACAGAGCAAAACUGGAACUUUGAGGUCCAAAUCUCCUCAGAUUUUAACUGAUGAAAAUAAAUAUGGAACUAUCGGACGCUCCAAAAAGCUGACACCGAACAUACCAUUGAGUUCUGAGUUAGCAAAACGUGUCGAGAAACAAAUUGGUAGUUCUUGUCCAAAAAUCGAUGACAAUUUUACUGAGCUUCCACCCCCUACUCCUGAACAUCCUGUCUCCAGUCCCAGACCCCCAUCUCACACUCUAACAAUAGGAGAGGAACUUAAGUUGAAGUCCAAGUCACCUAGUUCAAGAGGAUCUCCCCCUUUAGCUAGAAAACCAGGAACAUCUUUAACAGAAGGUUCCCCGAAAUCAUCACCCCUUCCACCAAGAAAACCUGGUUCAAUUAAAGCAAAGAGGGUUUCAGGUGACAGUUCACUUCCUAUGCCACCCCCGCCACCUGGUUCUGCUGGUCAGGUACCCCCUCUAGCUCCACCAGCUCCUCCUAGCGGGUCAGGUCCAGUCCCCCCUCCUCCACCUCCACCCCCUGUAGGACUUCCUCCCCCUAAAGUUCAACUAAAGACAAAAGGAAAGCAAGGGCCUCCACCCCCACCAAAACGCAGUGCUAUGGUUGAAACAAUCCAAUCAAAUCAAUCAUUUAUGUCUGAUCUACAGAAAGCAUUAACGAAACGAGGGGCCCCUGCAAAGGAAAAAUCUCCAACCGAACAAUCAUCUGCAGUGGAAAAAGAUAAAAAUCUUUUGAAAGUUCCUCCUCCUGUUAAGUCAAAACCUGCUUCUCCCCGCAAUAGCAAACCUGGAUCUUCCAGAAAUAGCAGUCCUAUCCCACCUGUAGAGGUAAUUUCUGACCUUCCACCCCCUAUGACUGACCUACCACCCCCUCCACCUCCAGAAAUGGAACAAUCCAAUAUGGCUUCCUCUGAAAUGGAUAUGAAUGAUCUAGACCUCCCUCCUCCUCCCCCUGAGCUAUUGACUGCUCCUCCACAAUUGGAGCAAACCCCUACAAAAGCACCGAAACCCCCAGGGACAAAACCAAAACCUCCACCACCUAAGCGUAGCCAGCAUACAGCUUUAUCUGGAAAAUAACUAUGUGUUAUUGUCUGCAUGCAUUGUUAACUCCUUCAGAAAAUAUAAGAAGUAGGGAGUGGGGAGACUGCUAAUGAUGUAGAUGUAGAGAGGAAUAUAGAAGAGAUGAAUGGGGACAUUGGUAGGAGGUGGACAGGGGGACCAAUGAAUAUAUGCGACUUGUUCGUCACAACAUUUCUAAUAAUGACCUUUAUAUAUUCUAUAUUGGAAUAUUGUCUGAUAUGUUAUUAUUAUAUGACAUUUUAUUGUGAUAUAUCAAAAUUACAUUGUAGUAUUUGAGUUCAUGCUUCCGCACAGACAAUGAUAGUGUGUGUUAUCCAGCACAAUGAUAGUGUGUGUUAUAUGAUAGUGUGUGUUAUACAGCACAAUGGUAGUGUGU
Owenia fusiformis is the source of this 3544-nucleotide messenger RNA. NCBI's taxonomy places the organism in Eukaryota, Metazoa, Annelida, Polychaeta, Sabellida, Oweniidae. The record is from the annotation of a GenBank genome assembly.